Dictyostelium purpureum is the source of this 1446-nucleotide messenger RNA. RefSeq lists its product as uncharacterized. The record is from RefSeq and is a predicted model, not a curated record. The transcript is spliced from 2 exons. The coding region runs from base 1 to 1446 and encodes 481 amino acids. Lineage: Eukaryota; Evosea; Eumycetozoa; Dictyosteliales; Dictyosteliaceae. Gene Ontology annotation, molecular function: protein binding.
AUGAAUCAAAUUGAAAAUUUUAUGAAAAUUGGUGAUGAAAAUUUCCAAAAAGGAAAAUAUGAUAUAGCUAUCGAAAACUAUUCAAAUGCCAUAGAUUUAAUUGGGUCAGAUAUCACACACAAGAAUUAUGCAUCAUUAUUAUUUAAAAGAGCUGGUAUUUAUAAUUCACGUGGAAAGAAUAUUUUAGCAUUAAGCGAUUUAAACAGAGCCAUCGAAGUCAAUCCAGAAAAUAUUCAUGCAUUAAUUAAGAGAGGCAAGAUUUUAUCAUCGUUAGGACGUUUCGAAGAUGCAAUUGACCAAUACAAGAAGAUUUUAAAGAUCAGACCAGAUUAUGCACAAGCAAAACAAUUAUUAGAAAAGGUUAAAAAAGCAGAGUCUCAAUUAGAUAAAGCACGUGAUUUAAUUAAAAUCGAUAAAAACUAUAAAGAAGCACUACCACUUUUACAAGAAAUUUUAAAUACCGUUAGCGACCUCAAAGAAGCACGUUUAAUGGCCAUCGAAUGUUUCUACCAUAACGGUGACAAUAGAAGAGUUUUGGAUGAAACUAUGUCCAUUCUUAAAGCUGAACCAUCCUCUGUUAAAGCUUUAUAUUGGAGAGGCAGAACUUUCUUUUCAAUGGGUGAAAAAGAAGUUGCAUUAAAAUUCUUAAGGGAAGCACUUAAAUUUAGUCCAGAUGAUAACGAUUGUAGAGAAAUGUUAAAAACCAUCACAAGAUUCGAAAAAGCAACAGGUAACGCAAAUGAAUUAUUCAACCAAAAUAAAUAUCAAGAAUCUUUAAAUCAAGCAGAUAUAGCACUCGAAAUAGAACCAAAUAGUAAUGUUUAUUCCACUCCACUUUAUCUCUUAAAAUGUAGAGCACUCUUAAAGUUAAAGAAAUCCAAAGAAUCAAUUGAAGCUUGUGACAAGGCAAUCGAAUUGGAUGAUUCAAAUGGCGACGCAUACUUCCAUAGAGGUGAAGCUUUUAUGUUUGAAGAUGAUUAUCAAAAAGCCUUAAACGAUUACAAUAAAGCAAGAGAAUUCAAACCAAAUGACCAACAGGUGCAUGAAGGUAUUAGAAGAGCUCAAAAAGCACAAAAAAUGGAAAAGAGAAAAGAUUAUUACAAGAUUUUAGGUAUACCAAAAACUGCCUCUAAUGAAGAGGUUAAAAAAGCUUUCAAAAAAUUAGCUAUCAAGAACCAUCCAGAUAAGAGUAAACAUGAAGAUAAAGAAAAGGCUGAAAAAAUGUAUAUGGAAAUUAAUGAAGCCUACGAAGCUUUGAAGGAUGAAGAAAAACGUAGACGUUAUGAUAUGGGUGAAGAUCUCAAUGACCCAAUGGGUGGAGGUGGUGGCGGUGGCUUCCAAGGUUUCCACGGUGGUUUCCCAGGUGGCUUCAAUUUCCAAGGCUUCCAAGGUUUCCAACAAGGUGGCGGUGGUGGUGGCGGCGGUUUCCAAUUCCAUUUCCGUUAA